CCCGGUGCUCCUGUGCCGCGUUCGGCAUUAACGGAGCCCCGGCCCAGCCUAACCCAACCCAACCCGGCCAUGGCGCACUCGGCGCCGCUCGGCCUCCUGGAGCAGGGCUGCCCCAUCCAGGUGGAGCACGAUCGCAAGCGGCGGCAGUUCACCGUGCGGCUCAACGGUUGCCACGACAAGGCAGUGCUGCUCUAUGAAUACGUGGGGAAGCGGAUCGUGGACUUGCAGCACACGGAAGUCCCAGAUGCCUAUCGAGGGAGAGGAAUAGCCAAGCACCUCGCCAAGGCAGCCCUGGACUUCGUGGUGGAGGAGGACCUGAAAGCUCACCUGACGUGCUGGUACAUUCAGAAGUACGUCAAGGAGAACCCCCUGCCGCAGUACCUGGAACACUUGCAGCCUUAAGGCAGGACUGCUCCGACACCAGCGCUGUCCCUGACUGUUCAACGCGGCCUUCGCUUCUCUGCCGUCUCAGGAAAACCCCUUCCCACACUCACAAUUCCCUCUCUUUUUUAAGUGCAUCCAUGUGGUGCAUGAGUGUGGGCACAACCUCCUCCUCUCUGCCCACGUGCGAGCGUGGCUGCUGGCUCCAGGCACACGCGGUGCCUCUCGGUGCUCUUGCCGAGCCAGGUGAUGGAAGAGGAUGAUUCUUCCACCAAACUCCAUCACAAGAGCAGGGGAUGAGCCGAUCUGCCCCUCAUCCUGUCCCCUUUGCCUGGUGACAGCUAUGAACUUGCUGAGGGAUGCUGGUUGGGGUGGUUGUGGGGUACCAGCUCCCCUUUCUUCCCAGCAGGUGGGGGAGAUGCUAUGGAUGAGGCCUUGUGGGACAGAGGGAGGUGGCAGGUUCAUCCCCUGCAGCAUCUGUUGAACACUGAGCAUUGCCCAAGCCCAUGUGGAGUACAGAUGAGAACGUGUGGGCCGUGAUGGCACCA
Molecule: messenger RNA, 929 nt
Organism: Pezoporus flaviventris
Lineage: Eukaryota; Metazoa; Chordata; Aves; Psittaciformes; Psittacidae
Gene: NATD1
Product: N-acetyltransferase domain containing 1
Exons: 3
Coding region: 70-402 (110 amino acids)
Source: RefSeq, a predicted model, not a curated record